This is a messenger RNA of Lycium barbarum (goji berry), 5660 nucleotides long. RefSeq names its product trihelix transcription factor GT-4-like. NCBI's taxonomy places the organism in Eukaryota, Viridiplantae, Streptophyta, Magnoliopsida, Solanales, Solanaceae. The transcript is spliced from 4 exons. The record is from RefSeq and is a predicted model, not a curated record. The coding region runs from base 4873 to 5451 and encodes 192 amino acids.
UGGUGGUCAUCCAAUUGGCUGAUUGUGCAAGUGUUACUAUUUUUUAGGGCUGGAGGUUGGGAGGAUCAUCUUGAUGCUUCAUCAGAGUUGCAUUAUUUCAAUAUGAUCCAAAUAGAUGACUUUCCUAGUUAUGUUCUCCCUCCUUUCCUGUUAGUUUGAAUAAACUGUAAAAAUUAGUUAGAAGAUCAACGUGAGCUGCACAGGUUGGUCAAGUGGACUGUAGGCUGUUACCCGCAAGGGUGGCCGGGUUGAUUGAGCAGAAGAUCUCCCUGAUGGAGGUUCGUAGGUUCGAAAUCCCCUACAUGCUUUUUCGGUCGAGCUAGUCGCACGGGGCUUGCCAAUUGUGGAUUGCCCCUGGUUUGCGGGCUGUUACAUUGAAGCGGGUUUUACCCUAUGCACACCCAAAGGCUAGCGGCUGCGGGUCCCUUGUCAACAAAAGAGGUGACUGCAGGCUGUUAGAGUUAGUUAUAACUAGCUCUCAGAUUCUCUCCCUCCAAAUUUCCCGUCUAUAAAUAAUUGCAGUCCUUCAUUGUAAACCAUCUGGGAAUAUCAAAGAUCAAUAAAACUCUUCUCUCUCCUUUUCUUUCAGAUCUGAGCUCAUCUUCGAGUUCUUGAGUAAGCUGUUCAAGAACAAUUCUUCUCAUUUGUUCUUUAGGCAAGCUCGACUUUUUUCCAUUUUUGCCUUUAAUAUUCAGAAGCAUAUGAUUGGUGUCAGAUUAGCCAGUGAUUCUUUGACCUGUGUCAAUGUGAGAUCACAACACACAUAUGCAGGGAUUACCUAAGGAAGUAAACACCCUCAAAGGCUCAAUGGAAGGUGUAGUCAGCUCUGUUGCUGAAUUGCCCUAAACUGUUGAUGGCAAGGUCACACAUGCCGUGGAGGAAAUUAAAAGGAUGUUGCUAGGCAAUUUGAACACUGUCGCAACUCCUUCACAUGUGAAUUGGAGGAGAAUAGAGGUCCAGCAAAUGGCGAUCACAGAAAUGGGAACUAUCAGUGGCCCACCUGUGGGUACUAGGAGGAAUUUCCAAAAUUCAGUGGCCAUGGCUUUUAGGAUUAGCUAUAGAAGUAUGAGCAAUUCUUUGACGUGGAUGAAACUCCUGAAGAAUCAAAGGUGAAGUUGGCUACUUGCAAUUGGAAGGAAAGGCCCUUCAAUGGCAUCAAUCAUUCAUGAAGCAUAGGUUGACCGGGAAGUGCCUCGGUGGUGUGAAUAUGUGAGAUGCCUUUAUGCUUGAUCUGGCUCGGGAGAUUUCAAAGACCUCAGGUAGGCAACUUCUGUCCAAGAUUAUGUAGAUCUUUGCUUACUAGAGUUGAACUAUUAGAGGAUUAUGUUGUUAGUUACUUUGUGAAGGGUUUAAAACCUGAAAUUGGACUUCCUGUGAAGAUGUUAGAACCAAGGACACUAGCUAAGGCAAUCAGUUUAGCCAGAACCCAAGCACAAACCUUAAUUGUGCAGAGACAGGUGUUUCUACAAGUUCAGUAGUUCUUCCCAAACCCAAAAUUGUUCCCAGGUUUUCUUCUGCAAAUUCUUCUCUUCCACAUAAUCCCAAUCAACCCUCUAGACCUACUCAAUCCUUCUUUAAACCUCAAAAAUCUUCUCAUGGUGGUGCUAAGCCAAACUAUAAAUGCUAAACUACUGACGCCAGCUGAAAUGGAUGAGAGAAGAAGCAAAGGCUUAUGUUUCAACUGUGAUGAGAGAUACAGUUUUGGCCGUGUGUAAAAAUAAGAGGCAAUUUAUUUUAUGGAGGUGGAAGAUUGUGAUGAAGAGAUUGUCAAUUUGGAGGAAGAUGUAAUAAAUGAUAGGUCGGAGAGACGGGGACUGGAAACUGACUGUGAAGGUGCCAUUCUUCCCCAUGUGUCAGUCCAUGCUAUGAAUGGAGUUCAUGAUUUCAGGACCAUGAGGGUAGUCGUUUCAGUUAAAGGGAAAGCAGUUCAUGUCCUGAUUGAUAGUAGUUGCACUCAUAACUUCUUAGAUUUGAACAUUGCUAAGAAGUUAGGUUGUGUCCACACUACUAUCUCACCUUUUGCUCUAUCUGUGUCUGAUGGAAAGAAAAUGCACAGCAACUAUGUGCGUAGGAACUUAAUCUGGAAGAUGCAAGGUGUAUCUUUUGCUAUGACAUGUUGGUCCUGCCCAAAUUGGGAAUGCAACAUGGUCUUAGGAAUCCAAUGGUUAAUUACAUUAGUGUAUAUUAUGUGGUAUUUCAGGAAACUAAAAAUGGAAUUCAACAUCAUGGGUCAUAAGGUGUCUUUGAGAAGUAUUCAGCCUCCUGCAAUCAAUUUGAUCCAUCAGAAUGGCAUGAAUAAACUACUGGCCAAACUGACUUAUCUAUGAUAUCUGUGGGUGUUUUCAAGGAGGAGGAACAAGCAGAAACUGGUGCUAGUUUGCUUGCUUUAGAUGGUCUUGUGGACCAGGAAACUGAUGGAGAAUUGCAGCUCAUCAUACAGAAUUAGAGGGAUCUAUUUGAAGUUCCAAAGGAGUGACCUCCUCUAGAUUGCAUGAUCAUAAAUCAACUUGAAGGAAGGAACUUCCCCUAUAAAUAUCAGGCCUUAUAGAUAUGCAUGCUGCAUGUAAUGUUAGUUUGUGCUUGUCCACAGACACAAGAAGCAAUACAGGAGUGUGCAUUUGGUUGGUUCGAUCAACUAGUUUUCCGGUUUAUAAAUAGGCAAACUGAUCAUUAAUUCAGUUUGGAUAUUUUUUUCCUACUUUUUGGGUUUGUGCCAUUUUGGGCUUUUUGUUGAUUGUUUCAAAUUUCACAUUUUUUGUUUAUUUGCAGAUACUUAAUUGAGUUAUUCUUGUGAAUUAAAAUUAUCUUAUAGAAUUUAAAGAAUAAAUCUAAAAAAAAUUAAGAGAAAGUCUAAUUUUUUAAAAUAUAUAAAAAAUAUGUUCUGUUUUUCUUUUCGGCUUAAAACUGAAAACCAAACCAAAAAGGAAAUUUUUGAGAAAUGAAAACUGAUAUCAGCUAAAAUACCAUACAAACCAAACAUUAAAUUGAAAAUUUGGACUUCUUGGCUUUUCAGUUAAACUGUAAAAUGCAGGCUACUUGGCAAAUAGGGUGCUGCUAGUGGCUUGCACAUAUUCAUUGUGAUCUGUGUUUGAGUUUAUGCAGGCAUGAAACCACAAUUUAUGGUGUGUUUACUUGAGAUGUUUGGUUUUAUCAAGCAGUAAGUAAUGAUGGUACGAUUGAUUGGAUCGUAUUAAUCUAAUAAAAGUUCUCCAAUUGAGUUGAAUUUUCUGAGUUGCAUAAUCGAUAUAAAGGAUUAAAUAAGUUUUUCAUGUAAUGACACGGAACUAAUAAAAUAAAAAAAUCGUCAAUAGAGACCAAUAUGUUGAAUUUCCCAUCCGUAAAAGACAUACAACUCUUGUUUCUCUUUCUAUAUCAAUAGUUGAUCAAUCAAGUAUACCUCAAUCCUAGAUUAGUUGGAGUUUAUGGUAUGGAUCCUCCAUAUACAUUUUUCUCUAUUCAAGUCCAUCUCAUUUCAAUUGAAUAAUUUGCCUUCUAGGGAAUACUAGGGAUUCUCUAAAUCUAUACAUAUCCUACACAGAACAACUUCCUUCCAGUGUAGAUUUACCCCAUCCCCUUUUGUCGCCUUCGAUCAUCCUAUUCACACCUAUGAAUUGGUGCAUCUAAAAGUCUAUGUUUGACGUGGCCAAACCAUCUCAGGCGAAUUUCUAUUAUCUAUAGUCAAUCCAUUAACCACACCUAAAUAAAAAAUAACCUUCAAUAGUCUUUAAGAAAAUUUAUUUAAUGCCAAAAAUAUUGUUAUCAGUUUCUAGCUAGCUACAAAGAACAUCUGCCAGUCCUGUUUUUUGUUGUUAGUGCAUGAUGCUUAUAAGUAUUUGUUGUAUCUCGAAAGACAUCUGCCAGCAGUUUUACUUUUCAUUCCGACUUUCUUCUUUUUCUCUUUUGCUGGGGAGUGGGGGUGGGGUUGGUUUGCAAUAACGCUUUAGGUAGCGGCGACAAGCUUUUGUUUCCUGCAACUUAUGGAUCGCAAAAGCAAAGGUCUGUGAUAUCGGUCACCCCUCCACUAUCUUCUAUUCUUUUAGUAAUUGUCUUCCUUUAAUAUUUAAUGUAUCUCCAUCUUUUUUCCCCUCAUUAAUGGCUUGGCGUAAGUAAGGCUUCUUUGUGACAUAGAUUGUUUUGGAAAUGAAUCACUGGAUGAUUCUUCAAACUAACCAUAUGUAUCUCUACAUUUUGGAAAUGUAUCUCUAAUAGUUAAUGUAUCUCCCAUUUUUUUCCCCUCGUUAAUGGCUUGGCGUAAGUAAGGCUUCUUUAUGAUAUAGAUUGUUUUGGAAAUGAAUCACUGGAUGAUUCUUGAAACUUACCAUAUGUAUCUCUACAUUAUUCCCCUUUAGAAUGGAUGAUCUUCUUAGAUGCCAAAAGUGGUGGUGGCAGGUGAGAAGGGAGUGGUAGAGGAGGAUGGCAUCCUGGAUGGAGGCAGUUAAAGUUAACAGAUGAGUGGGUUGAAGGAGAAGCAAAAAAGAAGGGGAAAAGACAGAAAAAAAUGAAAGUUUACUCAUUUACCCUCAUAAAACCCUUUUUCUCAUAGAAGGGGAAACUUCCUCUAUUUCUAAGAGUUGGAGGGGAAACUAGCAACAAAAAUGGAAAAGUUGUAGGGGGACCUUCAACCAAUUUGAUAGUUGGAGGGCUUUGGUGUACAAGGAUUUGAAAGUGGAUCAUCGUGUGCUCUUUACUGAACAAGCUUCUUUGCAGUUUUGCCUGCUCGAUUUUUUAAUUUCUUCUGUUCCAACUUCCCAUAAGUAUCUCUUUGUUGUACUCUCAUUUUACAAUAGUCAUAUCUUAAUGCUAUCAUUAGUUUCUUGUAUUCAUCAAAGGCUUUUUGUGGACAAGCUUCAAUAACAUGGAUCGGCUACUUGUAUGGUUAAAAGUUACUUUAAGAAUGGAAGGCCAAGUCAAAACAUAGAAGGAAGUUUGGAUCACGAUGCAGAACCUGCACUUGAGGUUUCACCUUUGCGUUGGAGACCAGCGCCUCGGAAUGGUUGGUCUUGGCAUUUCAAUUCAGCUGAGCGGAGUGACUCAUUUAAGGGUAGGGUUAUCUCAGUCAAGUGGGGAGAUAAAACCAAAAGAAUUGGUAUUGAUGGCACAGCGGAAGACAUCAAGGAAGCUAUUAAAUCUGCUUUCAUGUUAAGGACAAAACGCGCAUUUUGGUUGGAAGAUGAAAAUGGUAUUGUUAGAGCAGUUGAUAGAGAUAUGCCCUUGAGGAACUACACCCUACAUGUUGAUGAAGGCUUGACAAUAAAAAUCUGCAUGUCUGAGGAGGCAGAUGCCUUGCCAGUUCAAACAGAGGAUAAAACCUUUUAUUCUGAGGAUGAUUUUCACGACUUCUUGUCCCACCGAGGUUGGACAUAUUUAAGAGAGAAAAACACGUAUCGCAGUAUUGAUAGGAUGGAUGAGCUUUGCGCUGGUGCAGUCUACCGUGGAGGCAAUUACAGUUAAGAAGUGCCUCGUCCGCUAUUGUUACUUUUAGCUCAAAGCUCAUUUUGUUGGGUGAAGCUGUAUUUUCGAAAUAGUCUCAUAUUAGGUAGUGUGCAGGAAAGAAAUUGGAGAUGUUUUGUAGGUAAAGCUACAACUGUUGCCAAUAUGCGUUUGUCUUUGGGCACUCUGGUGAAAGUUAAGAAAAUGCAAUGAAAUUUCAUUAGCCAGCA